AUGGAUGAUGAUAUAUGUCGGCAGCAAUUUCUAAAAUCUGAGGUUACAAUUGACGAGGAAAUCAAACUAGAGACAAUUGACGACCAAGACGAUGUGACUAGUACAAACAAAACUGUAUUAGAUGAAAGUUCUUAUAUAUGUUGUGAAGAGAUCAGUGAAUCAAGUAAUUUAGUAGAUAGCACGAACAAAUCAUUUGAAGAAAUUUCAGGAAAAAGUGAAACAACUAAUAAAUUGAAACUGUAUACAUGUGAAAUAUGCCAUAAAACAUUUACAGCAAAACGUAACUUAAACCAACAUAAAAUUAUACACUCUGGGGAACUGCCUCAUGAGUGCAAAAUAUGCAAUAAAAGAUUUUUACGGUCAAGUACUUUAACACAGCAUUUAUCAGUGCAUACUGAAGAACGACCUUAUGCAUGUGAAAUAUGUAAUAAAACAUUCAGAACAAAACUUAUAUUAAUGCAACAUAAAACAGUUCAUACUGGAGAACGUCCUUAUGUGUGCGAAAUAUGCAAUAAAAGAUUUUCACGGUCAACUAGUUUAAGAGAGCAUUUAUCAGUGCAUACUGAAGAACAACCUUAUGAAUGUGAAAUAUGUAAUAAAACAUUCAGAACAAAACUUAUAUUAAGGCAACAUAAAACAGUUCAUACUGGAGAACGCCGUAAUGAGUGCAAAAUAUGCAAUAAAACAUUUUCACAGUCAAGUAGUUUAAAAAGGCAUUUAUCAGUGCAUACUGAAGAACGACCUUACGCAUGUGAAAUAUGUAAUAAAACAUUCAGAACAAAACGUAUAUUAAUGCGACAUAAAACAGUUCAUACUGGAGAACGCCGUAAUGAGUGCAAAAUAUGCAAUAAAACAUUUUCACAUUCAGCUAAUUUAAUAAGGCAUUUAUCAGUGCAUAGUGAAGAACGACCUUAUGCAUGUGACAUAUGCAAUAAAAGAUACAAAACAAAACCUAAUUUAUAUCAACAUAAAAUUGUACAUACUGGAAAACGGCCGUAUGAGUGCAAAAUAUGCAAUAAAAGAUUUUUACAGUUAUGUAAUUUAUCAGUGCAUUUAUCAGUGCAUUCUGAAGAACGACCUUAUCCAUGUGACAUAUGCAAUAAAAGAUACAAAACAAAAAAUAUAUUAAUGCGACAUGAAAGAGGACAUCCUGUUGUAACCAAACUAACCUCAAAAAUGUCUGAAGAAACAAAUUCAAACACAACAAUUAAAACCGAACCGUUCGAUGAUUAUCCUCAAGUGAAACAGGAAUUUGAUAAUUAUGACAAUACAUCAGAUUUAUAUAUGGAUGAUGAUAUAUGUCUGCAGCAAUUUCUUAAAUCUGAGGUUACAAUUGACGAGGAAAUAAAACAAGAGACGAUUGAUGACCAAGAUGACAUAACUAGUACAAACAAAGCAGUUUUAGAUGAAAAUUCUUCCAUAUGUAACGACGAGAUCAGUGAAUCAAGUAUGAUAGUCAAUAGUACAAACAAAUCAUUUAAAAAAGUUUCAGGAAAACGUAAGACAACUAGUAAGUUGAAAUAUAAAUGUAAAUCAUGCAGUAAAACAUUUGUAGCAAAACAAGGCUUAGACCGACAUGAAUUGAUCCAUACUGGAGAACGGCCUCAUGAGUGCGAAAUAUGCAAUAAAAGAUUUGCACUGAUAAGUAAUUUAAGAAAGCAUUCAUCAGUACAUAGUGAAGAACGUGCUUAUGAUUGUGAAAUGUGCAAUAAAAAAUUCAAAAGAAAAGAAACAUUAACUCAACAUAAAAUAGUACAUACUGGAGAACGCUGUCAUGAGUGUAAUAUAUGCAAUAAAAGAUUUGCACUGAUAAGUAAUUUAAGAAAGCAUUUAUCAGUGCAUACAGGAGAACGUCCUUAUAUUUGUGAAAUAUGUAAUGAAAAAUUCAGAUUGAAAGAAUACUUAAAUCAGCAUAAACUGGUCCAUACUGGAGUACGCCCUCAUGAGUGCGUAAUAUGCAAAAAAACAUUUUUAGUGUUAAGUCAUUUAAAAAGACAUAUAUUAAUGCAUAAUGAAGAACGUGCUUAUGAUUGUGAAAUGGCCGUGCCUGGCCAGUGUGCAGUGCGUGCACCUGAAAAUCCGCCGAUCGUGACUUAA
Molecule: messenger RNA, 2097 nt
Organism: Ctenocephalides felis (cat flea)
Lineage: Eukaryota; Metazoa; Arthropoda; Insecta; Siphonaptera; Pulicidae
Product: zinc finger protein 91-like
Exons: 4
Coding region: 1-2097 (698 amino acids)
Cellular component (GO): nucleus
Source: RefSeq, a predicted model, not a curated record